Messenger RNA from Botrytis sinoallii, 1714 nucleotides. RefSeq lists its product as uncharacterized. The transcript has 2 exons. The record is from RefSeq and is a predicted model, not a curated record. Gene Ontology annotation, biological process: ubiquinone biosynthetic process; isoprenoid biosynthetic process. Gene Ontology annotation, molecular function: prenyltransferase activity. The coding region runs from base 139 to 1509 and encodes 456 amino acids. Lineage: Eukaryota; Fungi; Ascomycota; Leotiomycetes; Helotiales; Sclerotiniaceae. Gene Ontology annotation, cellular component: transferase complex.
CUUCCAUACAUUCUAGGUUUACAAGGACUCCUACGGCCGCUUUUGACUUCGAGGUACUAAUACGUGGAAUUGAGUAUUAAAACUGUCUUUUCCACAAAGAAAAAUUGGUAUUUCGACAUAGUGGGGGUUUCACAGGCCAUGAGGAAUUAUUCAAUGAGGGCUUCGAAGCUCUUCCCCAGCUCCUCCAUAGCCAGAACGCAGGUCAAUGGCGCAUGUUUUCGGUGUCAAUUAGCUUGCACGGCAUCACUACGUCCUAUACUUACUCCUUCAUACCAUUAUAACUCUACAAGGCGGAAGCAAUCAACCUGGGCGCAGGCGGUAUCUGUGGCGUCCAAUGUUUUUUCAAAUGCUACCACCCGGGCAACAGGAGGGACCAAUUCGAUAGACCCUUUACGAAUGGUUGCGAAAGAGAUGAAGUUUCUGACUGGCAACAUACGGCAACUCCUUGGAUCUGGACAUCCUUCUCUCGACACUGUUGCGAAAUACUAUACACAAGCUGAAGGCAAACAUGUACGACCUAUGAUUGUACUACUGAUGUCUAGAGCUACAGCCCUAGCGCCCAAAUCUUCUCGAUAUAAUCCCAAUCAAGAAAUUGCAGAUAUAGACAACCCAAUAUCGCCGACUACCAUCCUUUCGGAUGUAAAUCCUACCGCACCUACAUUAAACCCUUUGGCACAUGUGCCCAGAACAUAUUCGGCAGCCGAAAGUGACAUACUCCCCUCUCAAAGACGUUUGGCUGAGAUUACGGAACUUAUUCAUACUGCGUCCCUUUUACAUGAUGAUGUCAUCGAUCAUUCCGUCUCGCGGCGAGGCAACCCAUCUGCUAAUCUCGAAUUUGGGAACAAAAUGGCAGUAUUGGCUGGAGACUUUUUGUUGAGCCGAGCUUCAGUAGCUCUUGCACGUCUGCGUGAUGCGGAAGUUACCGAAUUAUUGGCGACAGUCAUUGCGAACCUUGUCGAGGGAGAAUUCAUGCAAUUGAAGAACACCGCGCAAGACGAAAAGUAUCCUGUUUGGACAGAAGAGACGAUCUCUUACUACCUACAAAAGACAUACUUGAAAAGCGCAAGCUUGAUCUCAAAGUCAUGCCGGGCCGCGGCUUUACUCGGAGGAUCAGAUGGUGUUACUGUUGAUGCAGCGUAUGAUUAUGGUAAGAAUCUAGGAUUGGCAUUCCAGCUUGUUGAUGAUAUGUUGGAUUAUACAAUCAGCGAGAAAGAACUGGGAAAGCCUGCAGGAGCCGACUUGGAAUUGGGUCUUGCGACUGCCCCAUUGAUAUUUGCAUGGAAGAAUAACAAAGAGUUGGGCUCCCUAGUGGGAAGGAAGUUCUCUCAGGAAGGAGAUGUUUUGCGGGCAAGGGAAUUAGUGCUACAAAGCGAUGGCUUAGAGCAAACUCGUGCCCUGGCUGAAGAAUAUGCGAGCCGGGCAAUUUCUGCCAUCAGUGCAUUCCCCGACAGCGAGGCCAAGGAUGGCCUGAUAGAAAUGGCGGAUAAGACCUUGAAACGAAGGAAAUGAAUGAAAUGUACCAAACAGAAGUUUUUGGUUUGUACCAAUAAUAUCACGCCUUCUGUACCGGAUUCAAAACUAUUGUAUUAUACAAAAGGCUUUCAACUUGGCGGGAAUUAUAUAGACAGGAUCUCAAGAUUCAAAAUAGACGUUUAAUACCUCCAGGAAUCAUAGGUCAAUUUGGGUAUUAAUAUUAAGCUUGUUUGCACAAAUA